AUGUGGAAUAUAAUGAAUAAUUUAAUUAUUGGAGGAGGAGAAGCAUGGGGUCAUAGAUUGAUCUACCAUCGCAAGAUUAUGCAAGCCGAGAUGAGAAAGAAUCUAAAGAGACUUUCAUUCUUGGCAGAGGAACGUCAUAUUCAAUUCAGACAAGAGUAUAUCCAAGAUCGUAAACAGAGAAUCGAUAGCAAUCACGUCAAGAUGGCCAAGGAAAAGGAGCACAUUAAAAAGGCUCGUAUCGAAAAGAAGAAAUCUGUCUUUCUUUUGGACAUGGGUUUUGAAAAGGAUAGAUUGCGUAGAGCCGCUGAAAAGGCUGAGCGCAAGCGCAUGGCAAAGCUCAAGCGUGAAAAGAUGGACGCUGUCACCACAAAGGCCCGUAGAGAAUGGUUGAUUGAAAUGAACGACAAGUGUAUGAUGUGGUCGCAGUCGCCAGACGAGCUCAAAUACGCGCAGUACAGAUUGUUUGACAAGACAAUGUUGUCGAGACUGGCCACCAACGAGAACUACAUUCUCGACCGUCACGACUCGCCAACCGACCACGUCGAAGACUUUGACGUUGCCACCAACAAAAAGAUCGACUAUACCAAGAUGCUCGGCGAGCUCAAGGAGGAACUCAACAUUGUAGAGGCCAAGCAACAGCAACAAGCUGUCCAACAAAUUGCCGCCAACGCUGCUGCUGCCGCCGGAGCCCCUGCUCCCGCCGACUCGGCCGACCCCACCCAGAUCAUGGCCGACCCCGCAAUGGUCGAGGCAUUCCGCGACAUUAUAGACACAGAGUACUUGCACAUGCAACGUGCGAUUGCCCGUGAAAACGAGACAACCGAAUACAGCAGCGACAAUCUCGACGAAUGGGCUGCCAAGCAAUUAGAGAUUAUCGAGCAAGAAGAACAAGCCUUGCGUGGUGAAGCAGAGGUCGAGGAAGACGAUGACCUCGAGUUUGACGGACUUCUCGAAGUCAACGACGACGCUGACGAUACCGCUGCUGCUGCUGAUGCUGAUGCUGGUGACAUUGACGUCGAGUACAAGGAAGAGAUGGACAAGAUCGAAAGCAGUUUGUUUGACGCCGACGAAGACAUGUUGUUUGAAGAUGACUCUCUCACUGCCGAGGAGAGAGCCGAGUUGGAAGAAGCCGAGCACAAGGAGAACAUCAAGAUGCUCGCACUCGACGACAUUGAAAUGGACCCAGGUCUCCGUGUCAAGGGUGAAAAAGACAACAACAACAAGGACUUGGAAGACAUGGACGAGGACGAGGACGACGAUGACGAUGUACAAGCCGCCAACGAAGAAGACAUGGAUGACUCUGAGAUUCGUAACUUGCCCGGAUACGAAGCUGCUAAAACCGCUCAUUUGAUGGCAUUGGGUGAAGACAAUGAUAUCGUUGGAGAGUUUGAUCUCGAUGAAGAGGAUGAAAUCGUACUCGACGAGGAGGAUGAAGAUGAAGAUGACGAAGAUGAAUACUUGCAAGAUGAAGACAAGGACGAAGAAGAUGAAGAUGAAGAUGAAGACCAAGAUGAAGAUGAAGACGAAGACCAAGACCAUGACGACGACGACGACUUUGAAGAGGACGAUGAACUUUUGGACCACUACUUUGAGAAAAAGACAGACAAGGCUCAAUAUUUGGAACAAUUGGAAUACAACAAGAUCAUUCGUGGUGAACUCGAGACACGUGAGACCUUUGACGACCUUGUUGGUGACAAGUACUCGGCCGAGGAUGUUGCUCAAUUUGAAAAGCUCCAAGACGAGAUUAUCAAGCGUUACUCCAAGCCUGCUCUCUCCAAGGAAGAAAUCAUUGACUCGAUGGCCGAAAAGAUUGAUCACGAAGCCGAUGGUAUGGUUGGCGGAGAAGAAAGUGCCGAACAAUUGUUAGCUGAAGACGAGGACCAAGACGACGAUGAUUUGGUAUCAGAAGAAGACGACGGAUUAGAGAUGGACGACGAUGAUGACUUGGAAGGAGAUGAUGAAGAAGGAGAGCAAAGAGCCAACAAAGAAUUACAAGCACUCGAGGAAAUGGCAGAAAUUGACGGAGAAAUAGAAGAUGCAAAGCUCGACAUGGAUGCCGAACUCGACGAUCUCCUUGAAGACGGAGUUGACUAUGACAAUGAAGCCGAGAUUGACAAGACCCUCACUAAGUGGGCCAUCGGCAGAGGUCAAAUGCAAAAGCCAUACCAAUUGUCAUCAGACGAGAUGGACAAUGCCCGUGAAAGCCACGCUUUCCUCAGAGAAGAUGAAGAUCUCGUUGAAGAGUUGGACGACUUUGACGCCGAGUUUAUGAUUGAAACUGCCGAAGGUAUGGACGACCAACUCGAACUCGAGGAUGUCUCUGCCGACCAAGACCAAGACGACGAACUCUCUGAAGAAGCCAUCAACAAGUACAUGGACGAAUUGGACGACGACGAAGAAGACCAACCCUCAUCACUCAAAAAGGCCCAAGAACAAGAAGAGGUCUCUUUCCUCGAGCAAGGUGAAGAAUCUGACGAAUUGGACCAUCUCAUGGACCAAGAAUUUAAACGUAUGGACGCUGACGAUCUCAGUGAAAUGGCCUCUCAAACAUGGCUCGCCGAACAAGAUAUGGCUGACAAGUUGUUGGAUCGUUCCGGUCAAAAUGAACCAGAGUUGUUAUUAAACGAUAUCGAUUAUUCCAAUCCACUCCUCCAUUCAAUCGAUCCACUCAAUCAACUUAGUGAAGAAAUUGAUGAAAAUGAAUUUGAUCCAUCACUCCAAACAAAGACAAAUGAUACUACCACCACAUCUCAAGAAGAUAUUGAUAUUGAUGAUCAAGAAAUGCAAUUAUUAGAGAAACAAUUCCUUGAACAACUCAAUACUUUGCCAACUCGUGAAUCCAUCAAUAUGCUCGAAACUCAACUACAAGACAAAUUCUCCAAACACAAAAAGUUGGAAGAAGAUGCCAUUGUCCAAGAUAUCGUUAAAAAGACUGAAGGCAAGGAAUCAACAAUCAAGAGUCAUUUAAAACAGAGAAAGAUGUCAACACCAGAUGAAAUUACACAACAAGCAGAUGCACUCCAUUUAAAUAGAGAUUAUACACCAAUCUUUGAAUUGUUAGAAAAGGGAUAUGGUCAAUACCCAGACAAUGUAGAGAUUGCUUGGAGAUUUGCUCGUUGUUGGUACGACAAGAAUGAAGAUACUACCGACAUGGCAAAGAAGAAAGAGUACAUUGACAAGUCGUUGGACAUUAUCAACAAGGCUGCAAAGAUUCAAGAGAAUCACUGGGCCAUCCAAAAGUGGCUUGCUAUUCUCAUCUCUGCCCUCGGUGAUCAUGUAUCGUCCAAGGAAAAGAUUGCCAAUGCCUACAAGAUCAAAGAACAUGCUCUCAAGUCUAUUGAAGCAAAACCAGAUGAUGCUACUACCCUUCAUAUCCUCGGUCGUUGGAGUUAUAGUAUUGCCUCUAUUAGUUGGAUUGAAAGAACAGCUGCCUCUGCACUUUUUGGUACACCACCAACUGCCACCUACCAAGAAGCUUUGGACUACUUUUUAAAGUCAUAUGCCAUUGAUCCAACCAUUAUCCGUAAUGCCAUCUUUAUUGGUGACACUUAUGUUCAAUUAAAGGAUCAAGUCAAGGCCAAGGAGUAUUUCAACAAGGCUGCUUCCAUUGAAGCCAAGUCUGAAUUUGAUCGUAAAUUGGUUGAAGAAGCCAAGAAGAAGGCCAAUACAACUAAAAAGAUGAAUGCAAUUAGAGCACAAUUAGAUGAAUUGUUUGGUAAAGAUAGAAAUCUUGCACCAAGUGAAAGAGCAAAGAGACAACCACAUUUCUCUGAUGAUGAGAUUUGUAAGUUCUAUAUAUGCGGUCUUUGUCCAAACGAAUUGUUUGUUACUGACCCAUGUACUAAACUUCAUGAUGAAGAUUGUCUUAAAUUAUAUCAAGAUUGCAAGGAUAAAGAACAAUAUGGAUAUGAAAGAGCAUGGGCAAGAGAAAUGGAUCAAAUCAUUCUUGAUAAUGAUAAAAAAGUAAAAAAGAAUAAGGAAAGAUUGAUUUUGGAUGCUGCUAAAUUAGAGGCAGAAGAAGGUUUGAAUCCAUCAGAUGCUGCCAAAGAAUUUGCAAAGAUUAUGGCUGAAAUUGAAGAGAGAAUUCAAGCUUUACUCAAAAAAUCAGAAGAACUUGGUGAAGAGGGUCAAAUUACAGAGGCUCAAGAAUUGAUGGCUCAAGCAGAAAAGCUCAAAGAAGAGAAAUUAGAACUUGAAAAGGCUGAAGAACUUAAAGAUCAUAACAAAAAAAUGUCUGUAUGUGAUAUUUGUGGUGCUUUAUUGUUUGUUGGAGAUAAGGAAAAGAGAUCACAAAGCCAUUUAGAGGGUAAGAAACAUGUAGGUUUUGCAAGAUUACGUUCACAUAUGGAGGAACACUACCAAAGCAAGAAAAGUAAUUAUCAAGAGAAUCGUGGUAAUUUUAAUAAUCAUCACCAAAAUAAUAAUAAUAAUAAUAAUAAUAACUAUAACAACAACAACAACAACAACAACGGUCACAAUAAUAACAACAACUAUAACAACAACAACAACAACAGAGAUAAUUAUCAAAGAAGAAACUAUAACAAUAAUAAUAACAACAACUAUAAUAACAAUGGAGGUGGUGCCUAUAGAAAUAAUAAUGAUCGUGGUGACCGUGAUACCCGUAGUGGUGGUGGUUAUAGCAGAAAUGAUCAUCGUGGCGGAGAUUAUAACAACAGAAACAAUAACAACAAUAACAACAAUGGUAACUAUCACAAAAGAGAAAGAGAGUAUAAGGACAGAGAUCAACCAAGUGACAGAGAAAGAGAUAAUUACUCUAGAAGAUAG
Molecule: messenger RNA, 4785 nt
Organism: Cavenderia fasciculata
Lineage: Eukaryota; Evosea; Eumycetozoa; Acytosteliales; Cavenderiaceae
Exons: 9
Coding region: 1-4785 (1594 amino acids)
Biological process (GO): mRNA splice site recognition
Cellular component (GO): U1 snRNP; U2-type prespliceosome
Molecular function (GO): protein binding; mRNA binding
Source: RefSeq, a predicted model, not a curated record